Molecule: messenger RNA, 586 nt
Organism: Bufo bufo (common toad)
Lineage: Eukaryota; Metazoa; Chordata; Amphibia; Anura; Bufonidae
Gene: FXYD3
Product: FXYD domain containing ion transport regulator 3
Exons: 8
Coding region: 159-431 (90 amino acids)
Biological process (GO): regulation of sodium ion transmembrane transporter activity
Cellular component (GO): membrane
Molecular function (GO): sodium channel regulator activity
Source: RefSeq, a predicted model, not a curated record
CCUGUGGGGCUUGUUCUUACCUGCACAGGGAGGGACUGCUCAUAGACUGGAGCUGGACUGGGCUGCUCUGGGCCAGUCACUUCUUCUGCCUCCUCCGGACUGAGCGCAGCUCUUCAUCCCCCUAAACUCAUCCCAGGCUGCCAUCGUCUGAUCCGAAGAUGCAGGACGUCUGUCUUACUUUGUUCCUGAUGCUGGCAUCCACGCCUCUUCUCCACGCCAGCGGGGGAGCACCACAAGAGAGCGACCCUUUUGUAUAUGAUUACAAGACUCUGCAGAUCGCUGGACUCAGUGUUGCCGCGGUGCUGUGCGUAAUGGGGAUCAUCAUUUUAAUAAGUGGAAAAUGCAGAUGUAAAUUUAAUCAGAAGAAGGACACCAGGAGCAGGCCCAACGGACAGCAGCUGAUUACUCCAGGAAGCGCCAGUCACUGCUGAACCCCCCGCCCCGUCGUCCAAACUGAGGACACAAACAAUCCCAAGCUGUAACGUCUCGUUUGCCUCCUGCCGCCGCCUGUGACCUUUUUUGUUAUAUAAACUUUUUUCUUUAAUAUUUUUGGCUGCUAAUCCAAUAAAGGUUUUGUUUUCUCACA